Haliotis rufescens (red abalone) is the source of this 2850-nucleotide messenger RNA. RefSeq lists its product as uncharacterized. NCBI's taxonomy places the organism in Eukaryota, Metazoa, Mollusca, Gastropoda, Lepetellida, Haliotidae. The record is from RefSeq and is a predicted model, not a curated record. Gene Ontology annotation, cellular component: cytoplasm. The coding region runs from base 1 to 2850 and encodes 949 amino acids. Gene Ontology annotation, biological process: protein phosphorylation. Gene Ontology annotation, molecular function: protein serine/threonine kinase activity; ATP binding. The transcript is spliced from 3 exons.
AUGAAAGCUUUACAAGUUGAAGGUUUGAGUGGAGGAGACCCCCCGCUUAUAGAGACGGGAGGAGACGCCCCUUGGAGACAGUCGGGGGUGAUGAAGACGAUCAACGCCAUCUACAAGGUGACUCGGAGAGAAAUUCAGAUUUGCUCUGAAAUGGCCAGAAAAGAGAAAAACCUGUGGACCAGAAAGGACGCUCGCUCACUGAGUGAACGCAUGCAGGUCAGUCUAGGGGGCGCUAACAUGACAGUCACGUGCCGCAGCUGGGACGCCAUUCCCUCCUCAUAUAUCUACCCACGUGACAACCAGCCUCGUUCUGACCAAAGUGGGUGUGGCGAUGAAGCAUGGGUGAGGAACCCCAAGGGAACCACCUUCUCUGCAGUGAGGGAAGACGGGAGCCGAUCCACAGUUGUCUUCGUUCCACUGUCUUCCAACAAAAUGUGCACAAGUAACCUGUUCCGAGGCCCAUUAGGACAGGUUAAUGUGGUGAGUGCAGAUGAACUGAAGGAGAUCAUAUUCAACCAUCUUCAAACCAAGGACACGUGUCUCCAGAUCUUCACACAGGUCGGUGGGCAGAAAAGUAACCCCACCACCUCCUGUGGCAGCCAGGCCUCCAAGAGCACCACCUCCUGUGGCAGUCAGACUUCCACCAGCACCACCUCCUGUGGCGCCCAAGUCUCUGUUGCCACCACAUCCAGUGGGAUCCAAGUCUGUCCCCGUACCCGCCAUGUAGAGAUCCAAGCUUCACCUGCCCAGGUGGACGUCGCCUGUCAGACGGAUCCAGUACCAGCUCGUGAUGUCCAGGUCGGUGCCUCACUUGACUCUGUGAACAUAGAAACAGAGACCCAGGAUACAAGCAGCCUCAGUAAAGACUCAGCUGAUUCAACUCAGUUUCUGCUGACUCCAGACUUCUUUGUCAAGUCACCAUCUGCAGCGCCAAAGAGGGUUUUCGAACCAUCCGUGACGAAGAAGUAUGAACUCAUUCCACCAUCCUUCUAUGAGCAAAGAGCAAUCAAAUCAUUUGAUGUAUUUUUUGACAGACAAUCAUCCAUGGCUUUUCAAAAAUAUAAAUCAGCAGCGGCCCGACUGUUGGUGGACAGCAGUGAAUGUACCACUGUCAGCAGCACUGAGAGAUCACCAGCGAACCAAUGCAUUGAAAGAUCCAGCCAGGGACAACACAUUCCUGAGGGAGAUCCGUGCUCGACUCCGAAGACAGUGUCCAUGCGGGAUGAUGUGCAUGAGUAUGAUGUGUUUGCCACAGGGGAGAGAACCUGGUUUAAAGCUAAGACCAAGGAACUGUCUAAAUCUUCUGAGGACAGGAAUGAACUAAGCCUGGCUGAUGAACUCGCCCAACAGAGUCGCCAGUUACCCCAAGAGAUGUCUUGCUGUGACACGAAGCAGGUACCAAAGCAAAAAGAUAUUGACCAGGUCCUCUUACAAGAAACGAGGUUUGAGAGUUCUCACAGAAAUAAUGUCACAGAGGAUAUGGUUACCAAGACAACAAGCCACUCUGACAUGAGUCUGGUCGAGGACUUUCCUGUUGAAUACACAGAUCCCCAUUUCAUUGAGAACCUCAUCCGCAGGUCUUUCAGUGGUGAAGCAUCCCCAUCCAGAAACAUGAUGUCACUUGCUGAUGAACUACAGACCACAGACAUGGGGCUGCAAACCCAACAUGGACAUACACGGAAUACAAUGAGUCUUGCAAUGGAGCUCGCCCAGGCAAAGGAGAUCUCGCCAAGGAAACCUAACCCAUCUGUAGAAGAGUCACGACAUACGUCCUCAGAUUUGUCCUUACAGGAACAACAGGAGUUGAUGAGGAAGCAGAUGAUGUCCUUUGAAAAAGCAAAGCUUUUGUCACACAAAGCUGUGGUGGCUCAACUACUAUCUGCACGCAGCGAGAAGCAGAUUUCGGACACUCUGUCUGCUGUCCGUGCAGUCAGUGAGGUUAAAGUUGCAGAGGAAUCGCCAAGCAAAGUCACUGAUGAUGUCAUGCUCCGUGUCUUCGGCUUUGAUCCGAGAGUCUCACCUUUCACAGUCAAUGGUUACCCACUUCUGCCUUCUAUGUCUGAUGAUCUAGAUCACAUCGACCUACCGAUUCUAGAGAAGAGGGAUGUGCGGUUUGCAAAGAAAGAUGAUGGCAUGUUUAAGUGUGUGGGUCGUGGUGCCUAUGGCUGUGUCUACCUGGCGGAGAUGUCUGGACGCGAGGGGAAGCUGGUGGUGAAGGACUAUAUCAAUGAGGGCGUCAUCUGGGAAGUGAUCCAACACGAGGCCAGGCUCCUGAAGUACCUCUCAGACACCAACUGUGUCCCUGAGUUUGUCGGAUUAAUAACUUCCUCUGCAUCCAUAGGUGGGUACUCCUUAGUGCAGGAGUACUUCGGCAACGGUCUCACCAUACUGAAGCUGUUAUUCAGCCAAGAUAAACUGAGCAAGAAGACCUGGAUGAGCAUCUGCUGCCAGCUGGCAGAAGGACUCGAGGCGAUCCAUGCUAAACAUGUCCUCCUCAAUGAUCUAAAGAGUGACAAUGUACUUGUGGACCUUACUUCUGGAUUACCUAAAAUCAGAUACAUCGAUGUGGGAAUGGCUACUUACAGACAGGGGCUUCAGUUCGAGUGUUCCCGACCUCAGGUAGAAGAUCAUAAUUACCUGGCCCCAGAGGUGUGCAUGGGGUCCCACUCCAGCAUCUUGUCGGAUAUCUACAGUCUGGGGCAUCUCCUGGGACAGAUUGGCAGGAAGAGUCAGAUCCCGGAGCUGGAGAGUGUGAGUCAGUCCUGCACAGAGCAGCUGCCCAUAGAGAGGAUGUCACUGGCCACUGUCUGGGCCGAGCUGGACGUCAUCUUCAGGGCUGUAGCGGAAUAG